Pistacia vera is the source of this 877-nucleotide messenger RNA. RefSeq names its product soluble inorganic pyrophosphatase 1. The transcript has 9 exons. Gene Ontology annotation, biological process: phosphate-containing compound metabolic process. NCBI's taxonomy places the organism in Eukaryota, Viridiplantae, Streptophyta, Magnoliopsida, Sapindales, Anacardiaceae. The coding region runs from base 79 to 717 and encodes 212 amino acids. Gene Ontology annotation, molecular function: magnesium ion binding; inorganic diphosphate phosphatase activity. The record is from RefSeq and is a predicted model, not a curated record. Gene Ontology annotation, cellular component: cytoplasm.
GAUCUCUGCCUCUACAUUAUUCUCUAUUUCUCCUACCCAUACCAACAUAUUCUUCAUCUCUUCUUCAACAAUCAAGAGAUGAGUGAGGAAGCGAAUCACAGUGAAGCUUCGGAGCGUCCAGCUCCCCGUCUGAAUGAGAGGAUCCUCUCAUCUUUGUCAAGGAGAUCAGUGGCAGCACAUCCUUGGCAUGAUCUUGAGAUUGGACCUGGCGCCCCCAACAUUUUCAAUUGUGUUGUGGAGAUAACAAAGGGCAGUAAGGUUAAAUAUGAACUUGAUAAGAAAACAGGACUGAUUAAGGUUGAUCGGAUUCUAUAUUCAUCAGUGGUCUAUCCUCAUAACUAUGGUUUCAUCCCUCGCACCUUAUGUGAAGAUAACGAUCCGAUGGAUGUUUUGGUUCUCAUGCAGGAGCCAGUCCUUCCUGGAUGCUUCUUGCGGGCCAGGGCCAUUGGACUGAUGCCUAUGAUUGAUCAGGGAGAGAAAGAUGAUAAGAUCAUUGCAGUAUGUGCUGAUGAUCCAGAGUAUAAGCACUACACUGACAUCAAAGAGCUUGCUCCUCAUCGCCUCUCUGAGAUCCGUCGUUUCUUUGAAGAUUACAAAAAAAAUGAGAACAAGGAGGUUGCAGUUAACGACUUUUUACCUUCAAAAACUGCUGUUGAAGCCAUCCAGUACUCGAUGGACCUUUACGCUGAGUACAUUCUGCAUACUCUGAGGCGGUAGACACUUCUUUUUCUUUCUUUUUCUCCAUCUCAAUUUCUAAUGAGGGAGAGAAAUCAAUCAAUUGAAUAAGUUGGUUUUAUCAACAAUAUUCUGGAUGAUAUGAACUCAAAUGUAUUGUGUUUUGUAUUUUUGAGGGUUAUUUUAUGCUUGUUUAUUUGAA